Cataglyphis hispanica is the source of this 4911-nucleotide messenger RNA. RefSeq names its product bicaudal D-related protein homolog. Lineage: Eukaryota; Metazoa; Arthropoda; Insecta; Hymenoptera; Formicidae. The record is from RefSeq and is a predicted model, not a curated record. Bases 996 to 2684 code for a protein of 562 amino acids. The transcript has 6 exons.
CGAGAUGCACAAGAAAAUCUUUAACUUGAUCUCAAUAGAGAAGAUUUUUAUUUUAUUAUUCUGGAAUGAACAGUACAGUGUCUAGGAACCAUUGAUUUUUUUUUGAUGAUUCCUCCUAUGAUGAAGUUAAACCAAAUGCGGACUUUGAUCAUGCGACUAAAUGAAGGACCGUAGAGUCCUUAUUUUAAGCAGCACUCAAGAAUCAUCGAUCUUCAUAUCUCGGAUCUCACAAUACUGAUCAAGCCCACGUAAAUUCGCACCUGGAUGUUUAGUAAAUAGGCGAACAAAGCGUAUUAUUGUGUCGCAAUUCGCCAGACUUUCCACUCUACUGACCUUGUUUCGAGUAACGGGGACAAUUCGCGAAUUAGCGAAUUGCGUAUCCGUAAUAAUAGGCCCUUCGCUCGGGGAAUAUGUAAUAGUGAAUUACGAUGUGUUAAGUGUAAAAAGCGCCGAAGAAGUGACAACCGACAGAUCGAUAACGCGGUAAAGCUUCCGCGAUCGAUAUCUUCGAAUAGAGGUGCAAUGGUGCGUUGCACUUGCGGAGAAUCGUCUUCUUCGACAGCGGUGAUGAUGUCAACAGUGAUGGAACGAUCUGUCUACAUCUUACAUCUGUACGAUUACAAGUGCAUUGAGCGCAAUGUCAGGGCGGCCGUUCGCCUCCGGUAGCGAUCGAGCGCGAUUGACGAAGAAGCGCGAUAUUCGAGAAAAAAAUUCAACGAAAAAAUCGUCAACGAUCUAUUGUGAUUCGCGUAAGUUUAAAGAUCAAUGGCGCCCAAUAGCUCGGCGCUGUUCACGCACGAUUGUUCGACGUCCACGAGGGAGAGUCGAUUGUGACGACAUCACGAACGUUAUCUCCGUAUCAAAUGCGUCUGACGUGUGCCGGAGUAUUCAUCUGAGUGUUUUAUAUCGAUUGAAAUACGCAAGUUUAAUUCGCGAAACGGGGCAGAAGUGACGUUCGCUGUGCUGUGCCGUGAGUGGAACGCCAAUAAUUCGCGAUGCUACCCAAGAAGGACAAUCAGACAGAACCGUACGUUCUGGAAGACAUGAUAUCGGAUCUUCAGGCGAGGAGACACUCGUUGGAUCACGAGGACGUUGUGCAGGACCCCACCGAGCUACUGAAGCAACGCGAGAGAGACCUCGUCUUGGCCGCUGAACUCGGCAAAGCUUUGCUCGAGAGGAAUCAAGAGCUAACGAAGCAGGCCGAGGCCUUAGCUGAGGAAUAUUCCACCAAAUUGGAAAGUUUAGAGCAAGAAAGGCAUCUAUUGCGAAGGAAACUCGAGGAAGCUAGAGAUGACAGCGAAGCAAGAGCCUUAGAGCUUCAGGGCGACGUGCAAGCCCUCAGAAACCAGUUGGAGGAGCAAAAUGAGAGGGCAAGGAGGGCGGAACGCGAUCAAGCCGCUCUCGUUGCGGAAUUGACGGCGCAAAACACAAGACUGGCCGAUCAGCUGAGAGAGGCUGCCAGACAGGAAGAGCAAUUGCUUGCCGAGAUGAAAGUCCUGAGGGAAAAAUGCGCUCUCAGGAGUACGACCCUGCAGGAUCACGUCAGCAGCUUGGAGAUUCUCAGGGACGAGGUACAACUAGUAUCGGCACAAAGAACCGAGCUAGAAAGGCGAUCCUUGGAACUGCGAGAGGAGAGGGCCAGGGCGGUCGCAGCUCUCGAGGAAGCCGAGGAGAGAGCCGCGGCCUUGGAACGGCUCAGCCACGAGGCGGAACACCGUGCGAGAGUGGCCGAGCAAGAGAGGGACGAAUUGUCAUCGGCAUUGGCAGCCAUCGAGGCAGAAAGAAGGGUCCGCUCCGGUUCGAUACAAAAGCCACCGCGAUCUCUACAGGCAGAGAUGGAAUGUGAAGAGACUGGCAGCUCGUUGGAAGAACAGGAAGACGGAAGUUUGAAGACGGAAAUGGCGAGGGCGACAAAGAGGCUGAGGGAGUUGUGUGCUCAUUUAAGACGAGGUGAAGACGAUUCGGGUCUGCAGAGCGACUGCGACGAAUCUAUGCUGGUGAUCAAUCUCAACAACUCCGAGCCAGAAGUGAACACCGAAGGACGAGAAGCUCACUCUUCGCCGACGAAUUGUCCAGGCGCGCUGCUGGAGCUGGUCGAGGAGGUUUAUAAUCUUGCGUUGUCGGGCAGAGGGGCACCUGGUGAACUUGGAUUGGCGGUGGAGCUGCACAGGGUACGGGAGGAAUUAGAGCAUUCACGGGAGCAGUGCAGGAUACAGGAGGAAGAGCUGAAACGACGCGGUGAUACGAUUCUGGAACUGACGAGCAAACUUAGCGUUUGCGAGGCGGAGCUGCGCGGAGUCAAGGAGGAACGCGACCGAGCCAGGUGCGAUAUCGAGCACUCUGAAUUGACAAAAGACGAGAUUGUGGCAAAGGCUUACAAGGUGCGGGAUCAGGCAGUAGCCAGGCAAAACAGGGUGGAAGUGGAACUGGCCAGAACACGAAUAGACAUCCUGCAGGCGGACAGUCAGCUGAAGGAGGCGAUCAAGCAGAAAGUCGAACUGAGUCAGCAACUGGAACAAUGGCAGAUGGAUAUGCAAGCGCUCCUGGACGAACAUGUGCGAAGCAAACUGACUCCGACUUCGCAAAUCGUCGCCACGAGAAACGGCGAGAACUCGGAUAUGUCGGCUCCGGCCAGGAAGAAGAGGAGCACCGGCCCGGCGAAGAAGAUGUUCGGUCUGUUUUGACGAAAGUGACGUAAUCGCGAUAGCUUCCUUGCAUUGAACUAAAGCGAUCGCGAUUAAUGUAAACUGUAACUUUUGGUUCCUGCACAGUUAUAGAAAAAGACAUAAAAUGGAGAGAGAAAAGAUAGUGCGAAUUUAGGAAUAUUUACUAUUUUAAAUACGAUUAAAUAUGAACACUCAGCUCAAUUAUGACGAAGAGAGGAAGAAUAUUUCAGAUUAUCUUCUACCAUUCUUCGAAAGUCAUUCUAAAUGACUUUAUUCUCAUGGCUCUCGCGUUACAUGGACAGAAGUCGAAUCUGGAUUAAUCCUAAACUGGCGAUACUGCAAUUAAAAAGACUAAGAUUAAUGGCUCUCGAAUUAGAUGCAUAUGGACUUAAGGGAUUUGCCCUGAGAUAAAACAUUGGAAUAUGUAGGUGCAUGACAUUUAUGUUACAAAUGUUUAUAUACUCAUGAUGAAACAUCUCUGGGAGUCUAUUAUAUCGAUGCUGAUGCCCGCGUGUCGACACCGAUUACAAAUCGAAAUUUAAGUGACGCAUAACAUUCCACUUUCUCUAGUCGAUUUUUCAACCAGGGAAAGUCAUGAAUCGCGAUUCUUCUCGAAUCGUUCUCGCACGAAAUUAUUGCGAAUGUAUUUUUCAUCUUCAACUUGAGAUUAGUCGCGGUUUUUACGUGAAAUUUUUUAUCAAGCAGCUCGAUCGAUGUAAUUCAUCAUAAACUGUUAUUACUGAUCAUUUAAAUUCGUCGACUGUUGAUGCAAAAAAUACUAAUGGCAUAACAUUUUACAUUAUGCUGCUAUGUGGAAGCAAGAUACAUAACUCUAUUUUAUAAAAAAAUAGAAGAUUCUUGUCAAUGUUUUCUCUUCAAGGAAUUGAAAUUUAUAUAUAAAAUUAAUUUAAAAAAUAUUAACUAAUUAAAAUAUUAAUAAAUUACUUUUCUUCAAAAAGUAAUUAUAUAUAUAUGUUUUUAAUUCUGAAACUUUAUUUUUGCAAAUAUUUUUCUAAUUUUUUAAUUUCGUCUUUAUCGUAUUUUAUUUUUAUUCCUAAAGAUUCGAGCGAUCAUAGCUUAUGAUCGAGCUUUACUAAAGAUAAUAUUGAUUGGUCACGACUCUUACUUCAGACAGAAAAAAAAAUUAACUAUCGAAAGGUGACGAAAGAGUGUAAAGGAUUAAUGUAUCCCGGCUAGUCUCGAACGGUUUCGGUGAUUAGGGUCGAAGCGCAGCCGCUUUUUCUCUCGCACGAGAACGCGUCGCGUAAUUCUCAUCAUCGUGGAACGAACCAUUCUCCACAGCAAAAACGAUCUUUGCGGAACUAUUCCUUUUCGAAAUAACAUAAAUCAACUGAUCGGAUGACGAAGCGCGAACGAAGUCACUCGAGUUAUUUGUAUUCCGCUUCUUCCGUGAUAUAAAGAGAUAUCGAAAUACUAUUAAUACGAAACAUUGUGAUAUGCUAUGUGGCUUAUAUUAGAAUCGAAAGAGAAUCCUUUCCAAAAAUAUUGUGCAUCAUUGUUACUUCAUUAUGCAAAUACGUUAUCAUGUUUUUGAAGCAAUGCUCGUGUUAAAAAAAAAAAAUUAAAAUAUUUUAAAUUCUAUCAAUAGAUUAAAUUGCGAAUAUUAAUAACAAUGCAAAAGAAUUAUAAGACUUCGAAAUGAUAAAUUGGUAUAUCUAUUACGCAUAUGAAAGUGAUUCUGCACAUAUUUGGAUGACUGAUUGAAUUAUCACGAUGACAACGAAUAAUCGCUAUCCGUCCAUCGUUCCGUCCAACGGGACCAAUGAAUUAUUCGCGAUACAUCGAAAAAAAAAAUUGAGAAAAAGGAUUUAGAGAUAAAAGUCGAUCGAACCAUCCGUGAUCUCUGAUAUUUUAACAUAACGAUAGUGCAAUAUCACUGGAAGGUUUUUACGAUAUUAAACAAUGACUGUGUGUGUGUGUGUGUGCGAGUGUGCAACGAUGCUCCUUAAGGAUCCUAUACUUCAUACUUUAAACUCUAGCAAAUGAUCGACUUUAAGGCCACAACAAUGAUGCGAUACGCGUUUUACAGCACGUGAGAUUUUUCACGUGUAAGCAUUGUAUAAACACGCGUACAUGGCAUCGCAAAUGUAGAAUCGUUUGUACAUUAGUUCUUUUUCCCCGAAUGUGAGCAUAUACACACCGUCGAAACUGUAUAAUAAUUGUACAAUUUUCGAUCUGAUCAAUUGUGGUGACGAUAUUUAUUUAAUAAAAUCUGUUUUGCGAA